Molecule: messenger RNA, 2334 nt
Organism: Osmerus eperlanus (European smelt)
Lineage: Eukaryota; Metazoa; Chordata; Actinopteri; Osmeriformes; Osmeridae
Gene: mybphb
Product: myosin binding protein Hb
Exons: 18
Coding region: 82-1902 (606 amino acids)
Molecular function (GO): protein binding
Source: RefSeq, a predicted model, not a curated record
CUCCCCUAUUCCCAGAGGCAUUGGAUACAGUUCUGAGGACGCGUAGCCUACUGACUCGGGGAAUUAGCUUCAACCGCCACCAUGCCUGCUAAACCGGCCCCAAUCAAGAAACCCCCGAAAAAAGAGCCGGCCCCGAAGAAGGAACCAGCCCCUGAACCUGCUCCUGAAGCAUUACCCGUAGAGGCUGCCCCCGUAGAGGCUGCCCCCGUAGAGGCUGCCCCCGUGGAGGCUGCCCCCGUUGAGGCUGCCCCCGCCGAGGGAGGCGAAGCAGCUCCAGCCACGGAGGGUGCCUCGGUGGCUGCACCAGCCGUUGGAGAGGCCGCCCCGCCAGCCGAGGAGCCCAAACCCCCUACCCCACCACCAGAGGCUGCUGAUGCCCCCGCAGAGGAAGCCGCCGCUGCCGCCCCUGCUGACGUAGCUGACGCUGCCGCUGCCGCCGCGGAGGGUCCUGCUUCUGAUGCGCCUGCAGACGCGCCCGCUGAAACCGACGCCGCCGCUGCUGUUCCUGCCGCCGAGGACGCUGCCGUACCUGCCGCUGAAGCAGAGCAACCUUCCGAUGCUGCUGCUGCCCCCGCAGAGGAAGCCGCCGCUGCCGCCCCUGCUGACGCCGCUGUGCCAGAGGAACCUAAAGCUCCUUCCCCACCUCCACCCCCGCCGAAAGAGCCCACCAGCGUGCCCCUGGAGCUGGCCGUGGAGGACGUCAGUGACACCUCUGUCACCAUCACCUGGAGGCCCCCGGAGACCAUCGGCAACUCUGGUCUAGACGGAUACACCGUGGAGAUCUGCAAGGAGGGAACCGAGGAUUGGAAGGCCGCAAACGAGGAUCUGACCAUUUCCUGUCGCUACGUCAUCAAGAACCAGACAACAGGCGACCGUCUGAAGAUCAGGGUGGUGGCCAUGAACCCUGCGGGCCGUAGCCCCCCCGCCAGCCACCCCGAGCCCGUCCUCGUCAAGGAGGUUGGAGAACGUCCUCAUAUUCGUCUGCCUCGCUUCCUGAGGCAGCGAUAUGUCGCCAGCGUCGGAGACAAGGUCAACCUCACCAUUCCCUUCAGCGGAAAACCCAAACCACUGGUCACCUGGACGAAGGACGGCCAGCCUCUGGACACCAAGAAGGUGAACGUCCGCAGCACAGAGAGAGACAGCAUCCUGUUCAUCCGCACGGCGGAGAGGGAUGACUCGGGUCACUACGAGAUGUCGGUGAAGGUGGAGAGCUUCGAGGAUAAAGCCACCCUCAUCCUGCAGAUUGUCGAGCUUCCAGGGCCCCCCGCCAGUGUGAAGGUCUUGGACACCUGGGGCUUCAACGUGGCUCUGGAGUGGACGGCCCCCAAGGACAAGGGGAACACAGAGAUCACUGGCUACACCAUCCAGAAGGCAGACAAGAAGACUGGGGACUGGUUCACAGUGUUGGAACACUAUCACCGCAUGAACGCCACCAUCUCUGACCUGAUCAUGGGCAACACCUACUCCUUCAGGGUGUUCUCUGAGAACAAGUGUGGCAUCAGCGAGGACGCUACCAUGGCCAAGGAAACGGCUUCUAUCCUGAAGACGGCUAUCGACUACAAGCCUCCUGAGUUCAAGUCGCAUGACUUCAACGAGGCUCCCAAGUUCACCACCCCUCCGUCGGACAGAGCCACCACUGUGGGCUACAGCACCAGGCUGCUGGCGUCUGUCAGGGGGUACCCCAAGCCUAAGAUCGAGUGGAUUAGGAACCAGAUGGUCAUUGGAGAAGACCCCAAAUACAGGCAGAUGUUCACCGAGGGAAUCUGCUCUCUGGAGAUUCGCAAACCAGGAAACUGGGACGGCGGUGUGUACACCUGCAGAGCCAAGAACCCCCUGGGAGAGGCCAUCGCCACCUGCAAGCUGGAGGUCAAACAGCCUGCGGUUCCAGAAUCUGAGAAGUAAAAAGCUAACAGGCACAUGAUUACAGUCCCAAAUUAGGAGAGAAUGGAAUUAGGCUCCUUACAACAAAAGGACGGUGCAUUAUUCUGGGAGGAACGUGUACGUAAGCCUGGAAACACCACCGCAGAACCACCCACUUCAUCUCUCGUUAUGGAGAUUAAACGUUUGUCAUCUUUAUCAGCACGUUUACAUGCCUCGUAGUCAAAUCCGAUCACUGAUAUAUCCAAGCUCAGACCCCCGAUUCAGCAGACAAUCAGGUUCACUGUCUGAUGAUAUUAAUAUUUGUCCUUGGUUUAUCCUAUUGUAACUCUGCAUCAAUAAUUCUAUAGCCUGGAUUAGCUUAAUUAGCUGUUCUUUAGCUGCGAGUUAGCUGUUCUAUACUUGAGAACUAUGUGCAACCUUUGACUGUUUGUUACAAUAAAAUAUUUUGAUUUA